AUGGAAAAUGGUAUUGUCGACAUAUACAGCCGUAAUCUUGAACGUAGCACUAAAAAGUAUCCGGAUAUUGUUAGGACUAUUUUAAGGUACCAUUCGUUUGCUGAUAAAAAACCUUCUACAAAAUCAUUUGUUUUGGACUGCGAAAUAGUUGCUUAUGACAGAGUAAAAGAUAAAAUUCUUCCCUUCCAGGUGCUUCUUACUCGAAGUCGCAAAAAUGUGGAUGUGGAUGACAUAAAGGUCAAAGCUUGUAUAUUUGCUUUCGAUAUAUUGUACCUUAAUGGCCAGCCACUACUUCAUCAACAAUUGAAAGUGCGUCAAGAGUAUCUGCAUGGAUCAUUAAACGAAGAAUCUGGUUUUCUUCAGUUUCCAACGGCAUUGAUAUCAAGCGAUCCAGAGGAAAUACAGCAGUUUCUUCUUUCUGCUGAGAGGAGGUUAGAUAAUAAUGGGCGAAGAAGAGAGAAAAUGGGCUCCGACAGCUAUGAGGGUUUAGUUAUAAAAAAGUUGAGCACUGAUGCUGCUUAUGUGCCCAAUAAGCGUGACUGGCUAAAACUGAAGAAAGAUUAUAUGGCAAGUCUGUGGGAUUCACUUGAUUUAGUACCAAUUGCUGCAUUUUAUGGAUGUGGAAAGCGGACAGGUUUGUAUGGGUCAUUUCUCCUUGCUUGUUAUGACUACAAUAAAGAUGAAUUUCAGAGCAUAUGCAAGACAGGUUGGAAAAAUUAUUUGAAGGUUUAAGUUUUAGUAUCCUUAUAGUAUUCAUAGUUUAUAUUUGUGUCCUUGUGCCUAACAAUCAUCUUGAGAUACUUGUUAGCCCCGGGAUUUUCUGAGCAAA
Molecule: messenger RNA, 829 nt
Organism: Ricinus communis (castor bean)
Lineage: Eukaryota; Viridiplantae; Streptophyta; Magnoliopsida; Malpighiales; Euphorbiaceae
Product: DNA ligase 1
Exons: 8
Coding region: 1-732 (243 amino acids)
Biological process (GO): DNA repair; DNA recombination; lagging strand elongation
Cellular component (GO): mitochondrion; nucleus
Molecular function (GO): DNA ligase (ATP) activity; ATP binding
Source: RefSeq, a predicted model, not a curated record